AUGCCGUCUAUCGAAGAGAGUAAGAGGAAAGUGAAGGCCGGCUUGAGUGAUGCGCCAGAAAUCGACCACGAUGCCAUCCUUGCCAGUCUCCAAGACGAGAUCGAUCGCCAUAAUUCAGGUGACAGCACGUCGAACCGCCAUCAAAGGCGCCAUGAUAGUAGUCGCGACAGCAGCUGCGAAGACAAGAGCCAUUCCAUGAGAUUCCGCUUCAAGUCGCGCCAUACCUCAAAACGGGAGACAGAUUCGAAGAAGAGGAAACGGAAGUCGAGAGAUGAGAAAGAUCGGCAUCAUGGGCGGCGGACAAAAGAUCGCGAGUCAAGUCAAGAUGAUGCGAAAGCAGAUAGGGAAGAAGCAGCACACCCCUUCCCACGCGAGCCUACAAACCCCGAUCUAGACGGGAACGUGGAUGCAAACGCAGCCUUUCGCGAUUCGCUCUUCGAUGCGCUCGCGGACGACGAAGGGGCUGCAUAUUGGGAGAGCGUUUACUCCCAGCCCAUCCACGUCUACGAGCGUCCGACCGUGAAGACGGCAAGAGGUGAACUGGAAGAGAUGAAUGACGAUGAGUACGCGGCGUAUGUGCAGACGAGGAUGUGGGAGAAGAAGAACCCGGAAAUUGUACUAGAACGGGAGCGGGCUGCAAAACAGCGGAAAGAGGAAGAGGAAGAGAGGAAGAGACAGCGGGAGGAGUUCAUCAGACGAAAGGAGCGUGCAGCGUGGGACCGAGCGCAGAGAGAUGGCGCGAGGAGGUUUGCUGGAGUGGGCGAUGAUGGAACGGACGGGUAUGAGUAUGUGUUCGACUUCAGCGACAGGGACACUGGUCGGUCGAAACGCUCUAAGCCUGAGCCGAACGAGUACCUUGAAGCGUGGUCCUCAUACAACAUUGCUUGGGACAGGCUGAAGCUGGAACUGCUGGAUGAGGCCAAUUCGGGGCCAAAGGACGAGAAACGACCGACUCCCUCGAAACGCAUACCUUGGCCUGUACUACAACACAAACCCGUCACCAGGCCGAACAUCGAAGCCUUCAUGCGCCAUAUUCCACUGGAGCGAGAUGGGAAGUCAAGGUUGCAAUUGCUCAAAGCGGAACGAUUGAAGUGGCAUCCGGAUAAAGUGCAGCAGCGAUUUGUUGGAAGCGUGGACGAAGGCACUAUGAAGGUAGUCACGGGUGUGUUCCAGAUUGUCGAUGCCUUGGUUGAGGAAGAGAGGAAGUGA
Zasmidium cellare ATCC 36951 is the source of this 1209-nucleotide messenger RNA. RefSeq lists its product as uncharacterized. Gene Ontology annotation, biological process: canonical NF-kappaB signal transduction. The record is from RefSeq and is a predicted model, not a curated record. The transcript has a single exon. Lineage: Eukaryota; Fungi; Ascomycota; Dothideomycetes; Mycosphaerellales; Mycosphaerellaceae. Bases 1 to 1209 code for a protein of 402 amino acids.